CACCUGGGCUUAACAUUAGCAUUAAACAUAAGGCUGAAACACCAUGUCAUUAGCUAUAUAACACAUAAUAUAACUAACAUUUACUUUAUUUAUUUUGGAAGUGAUUAGAAUUAGAAGAGCUGCAGUAUUUUGCCUUGUUUCAGGUUGCUUUUUAACUUAAAAUUAAAAACAUUUUUUUUUUUAUUGUGGUCAUGUGGACCUUUUUGGGAAUAGCAAGCUUCACAUAUGUGUACAAGAAAUGCGACGUGUUUGUGUUCCUGGCUCGCAGAGAGCUCCUACUGGGUGCACUGGUGUGUCUGGCACUGGGAGCUGCACUCACUUUCCGCAGGUACUGGGGUCUGAAAACAGCUCAGAUACUACAGCUACCCCUGGAAAUCCUAUCACUUCUACCUUUUACUAAUAACAUCAUCCAGAAAUCAGACACUUAUCAACAAAACAAUGCAUUAAAGGCAAACAAGAAGGGAGGUACCAGAAGAAGGCGAUUAAUAGGCAAAGACGAGGCACUGAACACAGAAAGUACCUCAGAGGAUGCGUCCUCUCCUGAUCCAGAGCCGGACGUCAUCAUCGUUGGUGCUGGCGUGCUGGGAUCGGCCAUGGCGGCCGUGUUGGCAAAGGAUGGACGAAAAGUUAUUGUGGUGGAGAGAGAUCUGCGUCAGCCAGACAGAAUUGUGGGAGAACUUUUGCAGCCAGGUGGCUAUCAGGCCCUGAAACAGCUGGGCCUGGAGGGUGCAGUAGAGGGACUGGAUGCUCAUGUGGUCAGGGGGUAUGUGAUCCAUGACAAGGAGAGUCUCUCAGAGGUGGAGAUCCCUUAUCCGAAAGACAAGUAUGGUGUUCAGUGCGGACGAUCCUUCCACUACGGUCGCUUUAUUAUGGGCCUGAGACAGGCUGCUCUCAAAGAACCCAAUGUAAGGUUUGUAGAGGGCACUGUAACCAGCCUGCAGGAGGAGGACGACUGUGUAAUGGGAAUUGAGUAUCGUGAGAAGGACACUGGGAAAAUCAAGGUGAUCCAUGCUCCUCUGACGGUAGUCGCCGAUGGCUGCUUCUCUAAGUUCCGUAAGGGCCUGACGUCUGGGAAGGUCAAGGUCUCGUCACAUUUUGUAGGCUGCUUAAUGAAGGAUUGUCCUCAGUUUAAACCCAAUCACGCAGAGCUUGUUCUGGCAAACCCCAGUCCAAUCCUGAUCUACCAGAUCUCCUCCAACAAGACCAGAAUUUUGGUGGACAUCAGGGGAGAUAUGCCUCGAGACCUGACCGAGUACAUGGUGGAGAAGAUUCAUCCUCAGCUUCCAACGCAUUUACAGGAGCCGUUUAUGAUCGCUCUGCAGAAUGACCGUCUAAGGACGAUGCCUGCGAGCUUCCUGCCACCUUCACCAGUCAACAAACCAGGAGUCCUGCUUCUGGGUGACGCCUACAACAUGAGGCAUCCUCUGACUGGAGGGGGGAUGAGUGUGGUGCUGAACGACAUCCGCAUCUGGAGAGAGCUGCUCAGAAACAUUCCAGAUCUGUAUGACGACAGCGCCAUGCUUCAGGCAAAGAAAAAGUUCUACUGGGAACGCAAGUCAUCACACUCGUUUGUGGUGAACGUGCUGGCUCAAGCGCUUUACGAGCUGUUCGCAGCAACAGACAGUUCUCUGCAUCAGUUAAGAAGUGCCUGCUUCCAGUACUUCAAACUGGGUGGAAUGUGUGUCAAUGGGCCAAUUGGUCUACUGUCUGUGUUAACACCAAAGCCCAUGACUCUGAUCGGACACUUCUUCGCUGUAGCCUUGUACGCCACAUACUUCAGCUUCAAAUCAGAGUCAUGGCUGACGAAACCAAGGGCCUUGGUGAACAGCGGAACAAUCCUUUACCGUGCCUGUGCCAUUAUGUUCCCUCUCAUCUAUUCAGAGAUGAAGUACCUGGUGUACUAAGCCAUGUUUAGUCAUGUGCCUAAAGACUGCAAUCAGAUACACGGGAAGGCAGUUAAUAGCAUGGAGAACUUUAAGAAAUGAACCAGCUGUGCCUUUCAGCAUCACAGCAUAUCUACAUAUCUAAACUUCAAAUCUGUUUAUUUCUAAUGAUACAGUAUAAAGAGCCUGUAUCAUGUAUCAUGCAUCGAUAACAGGGUGAUUGCUUUUAAACAGCUUGAACUGAAUCACAUUUUGGGUGUAUUCGAGACUGAUAUUUAUGUUAUAAUUAUAUUAAAAAAGCAGACGGAUGCAAAUUGAAAUAAGUCACAAGCCUUAAAGCAGCACACUGCUACAGCUGUGUAAUUCUUUAUAUAAAAAUGUUUAAGGAAAUGUCAUACUAUUUUGUAUCAAAACUGAAGAAAAAAAUGCCUCCCUUUGAUCACAGGAGCUAUGAACUAAGCGAGGGAUCAUUUAGAGACGAACUGUAACAUUUUUCUUGGUAUGGAUUUUGCACACAACAUUUAAAGCACCAAAAAUGAAUUUCCACAAACUUGUACUGUUGAAACUGUUGACUUGUACUGCACCAUUCCUUUUGGAGUCAAAUAGCAACCUAAAUCUCACUUGUUUGCCUACAGAAUAAAUAAAACCUUUUUAAAAUG
Molecule: messenger RNA, 2542 nt
Organism: Clarias gariepinus (North African catfish)
Lineage: Eukaryota; Metazoa; Chordata; Actinopteri; Siluriformes; Clariidae
Gene: sqlea
Product: squalene epoxidase a
Exons: 11
Coding region: 192-1904 (570 amino acids)
Biological process (GO): cholesterol metabolic process; sterol biosynthetic process
Cellular component (GO): endoplasmic reticulum; membrane
Molecular function (GO): squalene monooxygenase activity; flavin adenine dinucleotide binding
Source: RefSeq, a predicted model, not a curated record